UGCAAGACCUUCAAAUACUCCCCAUCACAGCGGAUAACAACUCCGCAUUUUCUUCUACUGGGAUCAACACGUACGAAAGCCUACAGAGACAAUAGUGAGAGAGAGAGAGGGGGAGGGUUUUUUUAGAGAGAUAAAGAUGAAGAUCACGGCACUUCUGGUUUUGAAAUGCAAUCCGGAUGGAUCCGACGCGAUAAUCCUGGCGAACGCAUCCGAUGUCGGCCAUUUCGGGUACUUUCAGAGAUCCAGCGUCAAGGAAUUUAUCGUUUUCGUGGGUCGGACAGUUGCCAAAAGGACUCCUCCCUCUCAACGCCAAUCCGUCCAACACGAAGAAUAUAAAGUGCAUUCUUACAACAGAAAUGGUCUUUGUGCACUGGGUUUUAUGGAUGACCACUAUCCUGUUCGAAGCGCAUUUUCCUUGCUCAACCAGGUGAUAGAUGAGUAUCAGAAGAAUUUUGGUGAUUCGUGGAGGACUGUACAAGCAGAUAACACUCAACCAUGGCCCUAUUUGAAUGAAGCACUAGCCAAAUUUCAGGAUCCUGCAGAGGCUGAUAAGUUGUUGAAAAUUCAGAGAGAGUUGGAUGAAACUAAAAUUAUUCUUCAUAAGACUAUUGAUAGUGUCCUUGCACGAGGUGAGAAGCUGGACAGUUUAGUUGAGAAAAGUUCAGAUCUCAGCACAGCAUCACAGAUGUUCUACAAGCAGGCGAAGAAAACCAAUCAGUGCUGUAGUAUAUUGUAAGCUUUCAAAAGCAAAGGUGCUCUACCGUAAUGGCCCUCACAUCACGUGGUCUAGUAUCGAAGAAGAUGGAUGACAAAAUGGUGACUCUGUAAUCUGUCUGUUUAUACCAAUUAUCGAUUGUUUGCUUGGCAGAAUUCUGUUGAUUUUUUUUUGUUAUUGUAUUUUGUUUUCUGGAUUACAAAAAAAGGAAAUGGGGAAACAGCUGAUACUGGUGUUGGUUCUUUGCUUAUAUUAUAGAUUAAACAGUAUCAAUA
This is a messenger RNA of Vitis riparia (riverbank grape), 990 nucleotides long. RefSeq names its product VAMP-like protein YKT61. Gene Ontology annotation, cellular component: membrane; Golgi apparatus. NCBI's taxonomy places the organism in Eukaryota, Viridiplantae, Streptophyta, Magnoliopsida, Vitales, Vitaceae. Bases 137 to 736 code for a protein of 199 amino acids. The record is from RefSeq and is a predicted model, not a curated record. Gene Ontology annotation, biological process: endoplasmic reticulum to Golgi vesicle-mediated transport. The transcript is spliced from 6 exons. Gene Ontology annotation, molecular function: SNAP receptor activity.